Oncorhynchus masou masou (cherry salmon) is the source of this 1731-nucleotide messenger RNA. RefSeq names its product ADAMTS-like protein 3. The annotation marks the transcript as partial. The record is from RefSeq and is a predicted model, not a curated record. Gene Ontology annotation, cellular component: extracellular matrix. The transcript is spliced from 11 exons. Lineage: Eukaryota; Metazoa; Chordata; Actinopteri; Salmoniformes; Salmonidae.
UAAUCGAGACCCAGUCUCUGCAGGGUCAUAGAGAGGAGCACAGUCUGGUCUCUCCCGGUUCCUACAUCAUCGGCAACACCACCGUGGACUACCAGAAAGGGACAGACAGACAGACGCUCAGGACACAAGGACCUCUGGGAGCCGAUUACAUCAUCAAGGUGAAAUAUGCUGCUCCGAAGGACACGAUGGUCCAGUUCCUGUUCUAUCAACCAAUCAGGUACCAGUGGAGAGAGACUGACUUCUUCCCCUGCUCUGUCACCUGUGGAGGAGGUUACCAGCUGAACUCAGCAGAGUGCACAGACAUCAGGUCCAGUCAGGUGUUACCAGAGCAACACUGUAACAGCUACCCUGAGAACACCAAACCCACGCCCAAACUCAAGGAGUGCAACAUGGACCUCUGUCCAGAGAGUGAUGGCUUCAUAGAGGUGAUGCCUUAUGACCACUUUCAGCCUCUGCCACGGUGGGAGCAGGGUCCCUGGACGGAGUGUUCAGUGUCGUGUGGGGAGAGCGGCGGGCUGCAGGAGCGCAGCGUGGUGUGUGUUGAGGACGACGACCAUGGACAGAUCACUCAGGUGGAGGAGUGGAAGUGCACACACUCCCCUCGGCCAAUCACGCAGCAGAGCUGCAACAGCUUCACCUGCCCACAGUGGGUUGCCAUGGAGUGGUCUCAGUGCACAGUGACAUGUGGCCGUGGGUUGCGGUACAGAGUGGUCCUGUGUAUCGACCACAGGGGACAGCACACUGGUGGCUGUAACACAUCCCUCAAACCACAUAUCAAAGAAGACUGCCUGGUACCUGUCGCAUGCCACAAACCCAGAGAGUCAGUUCCUGUGGAGGCCAAGCUACCCUGGUUAAAACAAGCCCAGGAGCUGGAAGAACAACGCACCGCUACAGAAGAACCAACGUUAAUCCCAGGGUCGUGGUCUCCCUGCAGCGUCACCUGUGGGCUCGGCAAACAGACACGGGAGCUGAAGUGUCGUGUCCUCCUCUCCUUCACCCAGACGGAGGUAGACCUGCCCGAGGAGGAGUGCGGUGAAGAGCGGCCCCAGCUGGAGAGGCCCUGCGAUGGGGGAGCCUGUACUCUAGGCCCAGGCUUCUCUCCUGACCUCCAGGAUCCUCAAGGCCCUCACACCCAGGGUGAGGAGCCCCACCACUGGGACUACAGGGGCUUUAGUGGCUGCUCGGCCUCCUGUGCUACAGGGAGACAGACAGCAGUGGUCAGGUGUGUGAGUCGGGAGAGAGGAGGAGAGGAGGUUGACGAUUCUCUCUGUGACCCCUCUAGCCGCCCUCCAGUCAUGGGCCGCAUCUGCAACCCCGAACCGUGUCCCCCAAGGUGGGAGGUGACAGCGUGGACUCGUUGCUCUGCGUCGUGUGGGGUGGGCAUCCAGACCAGGAGUGUGUUCUGCAUGCAUGUGCUCUCCGUAGAGCAGCAGGAUAGUGUGAGUGUGUCAGAGAACGAGUGCAGGGAGUUCAGGAGCCGCCCAUCCUUCAACCCUGCAACCAGGUGGACUGCCCUCCAGCAUGGGAGACUGAGCCCUGGCAGGAGUGCUCCCUCUCCUGCGGUGGGGGUAGCCAGGUACGUAAGGUGUUCUGUAAACAGCUGUUGUCUAGGGGGCCUACUGGACACUGGGGGACACAGCAUGCCCAGGGCCAGGUUAGGAGCCCUAAUGGAGGGACCUGGGGAGGGAAACGGACUGUCUGCCCUACAUGGCCGGGGGAGAGUGGGGGAAG